This is a messenger RNA of Acanthamoeba castellanii str. Neff, 360 nucleotides long. RefSeq lists its product as uncharacterized. The transcript has a single exon. Bases 1 to 360 code for a protein of 119 amino acids. The record is from RefSeq and is a predicted model, not a curated record. Lineage: Eukaryota; Discosea; Longamoebia; Acanthamoebidae.
AUGAACCCACAGUACACGUUCGAGUCGAGCGAGUUCGCCCACUUCGUGGACACGCGCAUCCGAUGGCUGCAGGCCCAGCUGUCCCACAUCCAGGCCAUGAAGAGCCUCCUGCGCGAGAAGAAGAAGCGAAGCCCCAAGCCCGCUGUGCCCAACCAGAAGCGACGCAGCGACGACCACUGUCACCAGGUCUCGUGGGCUCUGCAGAAGGCAUCGAAGAAAUUUGCGCACCACCAGAGCCGGCGACGAAGGAGGGCCGCAGCCCGGGUGCCCCUGACCUGGACUCCGGCCACCUUCACGACGCUCAGCGAAUCGCCGGUUCGCAGUGGCUGCGCCGCCCGCACUAGCCUGCGCGCCUACUGA